CAUAAGUUUCAUUUCAAUGGCCCGGACCCAAGAGUUGAAUGGUUUAGAGGAUUGCCCUAAGCCCUUGAGCUGGGAUAUUAAAAGACCAAAUUACCCCAAGUAUAUAUUCAAGAUCUCUCUACUGUUCACCUUUCCUCUCCCUGCCCUUCUCCUAGAGAGAGAAGCUCCGAGAUUUGUAAGAAAGAGAACGGAAGAGAUGCUGCCCCAUCAAUGGGCUCAACCUUGUGGCGGUCAUUGCACCCACAAAUACGCAGCUCUUACUCAGAUUCCAUGGCGAGUGUUCUGCAAGAAGGGAUGUGAUGCCGAUGGAGAAACAUGGGAAGAAUGUUUGGAAGAGUGUAAUGAAAUAUGUUAUAAGGACCCUGUAUUGAAGGAUCAGCAGUGGAGUGCUUACAUUGACCGGUCUCCUGGAGCUGCUAGUUAUUCUGAGGAGUGCUUCCAUGCCUGUGUAUCUGGCUGUGGUUACAAGCUUGAAAUUGAACAAGAUAAAGUUGAUCAGGCACGUCCAAACAGGCCAUGCAAGCCUCCUCCUCCUUUGAAGCCAGCCCCUGUUCAGAAGCCUCCUCCACUAACUACUAAGCCUGGUGAACCUACUGAAGACAUACCUUGCACUUCUGCAUAAAACAGAGAGAGAGAUGGAAAUUAAAAAAUUAAAAAAAAAAAAAAGAAAAGAAAAAUAGUUAGAGAAAAGAACAUUCUGGCAAGAAGAUGGACACCCUUUUGUUAGCUGUAUAGUCAUGGAACAUUCUGAUUGCUGCUUGUUUCCAGAUAUGGAUAUCUACAGUCUUAGGCCCUUUUCUGUCACUGCUAUCUUAUGUUUUAUCCGCGUUUUGUCCCUCAUUUGGGUUCCUGAAUUUUCAUGGCAGUUGACAUCUGUUUUUCCAGAUUUUAUAGCAUAACCUUGGACAAUUGAAUUGUAAAGUCAAUCCCUUACUAUUUUUGGUUGAUGACACAUACCAACACAGAUGGCUUCAGAAGUAGCAUAGUUCAAAAUGUGUUCUCUGACUUUGAGAAGAAACUGUACCAUGAUUCUGUUCAUUUUGAUGAAACAGGCAAAAAAUUUUCAUGGUGGGUGGGUUUAGCACUGUAUGUUUGAGAAUUAUUUAAUAACCAGUUAUGCAACUGCUUAAUGUUUUUGUUUUA
This is a messenger RNA of Hevea brasiliensis (rubber tree), 1143 nucleotides long. RefSeq lists its product as uncharacterized. NCBI's taxonomy places the organism in Eukaryota, Viridiplantae, Streptophyta, Magnoliopsida, Malpighiales, Euphorbiaceae. The record is from RefSeq and is a predicted model, not a curated record. The coding region runs from base 17 to 622 and encodes 201 amino acids. The transcript is spliced from 5 exons.